Molecule: messenger RNA, 1320 nt
Organism: Serpula lacrymans var. lacrymans S7.9
Lineage: Eukaryota; Fungi; Basidiomycota; Agaricomycetes; Boletales; Serpulaceae
Exons: 7
Coding region: 1-1320 (439 amino acids)
Molecular function (GO): acid phosphatase activity
Source: RefSeq, a predicted model, not a curated record
AUGUAUCUUUCCCUCGUACCUUACCUAGGCUUGGCGUAUAGUGGCUUUGCCACUGCCGCUACUAUCAACUUGACGACACCUUCGCUCGGGUUUCCCCAGAGCAUGGAGCAAUCUUGGGCUCAAUAUUCUCCUUACUUUCCUGUCGAUACUUAUCAGGCCCCGCCUGACGGCUGUUCUGUCACUCAAGUUAAUCUGUUACAACGCCAUGGCGCUCGCUACCCCACGUCCUCUGACGGAAAAUCCAUUAAGAAAAGUGUCAAGCAGCUUCAAGGGGCCAGUAACUUCAGCUCUCCGCUAGAGUUCGUGAAAAACUUUACUUAUGACCUUGGUAAAAGCGACCUUGUUCCGUAUGGUGCUGCCCAGUCGUAUGAUGCCGGCCAGUUACAUUAUGCCCGGUACUCCGGUCUCAUUAGUGGUUCUGAACUCCCGUUUGUUCGAGCAUCGGAUUCGGAGCGGGUGGUAAUGUCAGCCCUUAAUUGGACCGCAGGAUUUGCUGCUGCCAGUGAUAAACAAUUCUCUCCUGUGCUGUCAGUCAUUAUAAGUGAAUCGGGAAAUGAUACCCUAGAUGACAAUAUGUGUACAAAUGCUGGUAACUCGGACAACCAGACGGCCGCAUGGUUGUCAGUUUUCGCACCGUCGAUAGCUGAUCGCCUGAACACUGAUGCCCCUGGCGCCGACCUUUCUCUUGAUGAUAUAGCCAAUCUCAUGAGCUUGUGUCCUUUCGAAACUGUUGCUAACGAAGCACCAAGCCCAUUCUGUAAUAUAUUCACAACGGAUGAAUGGGCUUCGUACGAGUAUUAUGGCGACGUUGGUGAUUAUUAUGGAACUGGUUACGGUCAAGAGCUAGGUCCUGUUCAGGGUGUGGGCUAUGUGAACGAAUUAAUAGCUCGGCUGACCGAUGAACCAGUCCAAGACGAAACGCAAACUAACUCUACCCUUGACUCAUCUCCCAUCACUUUUCCUCUAAAUCGAACGUUCUACGCCGAUUUUACCCACGACACCGAGAUGAUCGCUAUCUAUAGCGCUAUUGGUCUAUUCAAUCAGACUUCCCCACUUGACCUUUCUCAGCCGAAUCCGAACCGGACAUGGAUCCUUUCCCAGAUGGUACCAUUUUCAGCUCGGAUGAUAACCGAGAAAUUACAAUGUAACACGAAUGGCGAAACUGGAAACUAUAUCCGAAUAUUGGUGAACGACGCUGUCCAGUCGCUGGGCUUCUGUGGUGAUACCGGAAAUGGAUUAUGUGAAGUUGAUGCAUUUGUGGAGAGUCAACAAUUCGCCACUAGUAAUGGGGAUGGCGAGUGGGAAAAUUGUUUUAGCUAA